AUAAUACAGAGGGAAAACCAUAGCAGAAGAGAGAUGAGAUCAGGGAAGUAGUCAGGCUUCUUUGUUGGAGUUGACUGACCUUCUGCAGCCAAGAUUCACAGUCUCCAUAAAGUUAAGGGGAUUAAAAAAUUUUUGUUUGUUAACUUUUUCAGAAGAAUUCCAACUAUUUAGGGUACUGAUUUCAUGGAAAAAUAAUUUGUGGAUUCUCUUUGUGUUGCUGGGAACAUUCCUAGAGUAAAAGUCAUUUAUAUGAAGGCAGAAAAAAUGUCCACAGAGACAUCUCAUACCCUGUGAAUGAGGAAGGUUGGAGCAGGAAUUGGCCCUACUUCUCUGGAGGACAAGUUGCCAGUUGUCUAUCAAAAUUUUAUAUACUCUUGACACAGAAUUACACUCAUUGGAAUUUAUCUCACAGAUAUAUUCACAUUUAUAUAGUCAAGGAUGUUGGCUACAUGUUGAUAAAAGCAAAAGGUUAGAAACUUCUUAUAUGCUCACAGAUAGCGGACAAAUUAACCCUCCUUACAAUGGAGUACUAUACAGCUGUAGAAAAGGAUACCCAAACUCCUUAUGUUUGGAUAAUUUCUCAGCUAUUGUAGGUGGGAAAAAAUUAUAUUGCUGAACAGCAUGUAUGCUUGCAUAUGCAUAUUUUUUUCUGAAAGAAUACACAAGAAACUUAGAUGUGGCUUCCUCAGGAGGUAGGUGGGUAGGGAAAAGAGAGGUUUUUGCUUUUCAAUUUGGAAUAUACUUUUCUGUAGUAAUUUACUUUUUCCCUCACCAUUAGCAAGUAUUAUGUUCCUUAUUAAUUUAGGUAACAUAUUUUUCAUAGAAACAAACUAAAAAAAGACAGUUAACAAAAUGAAAAAAAAUAGAGGUGCUAGCAAACAAUGGAUAAUGGUGAUAAUCUCUAUGGUUUACUGUGUGCCCUUGUGCAUAGAACUUCACAUACUCAAGCCCAGUUACUCUUCAUUGCACAUUUACGAAGUAAAUAUAAAUAUCUCCAUGUCGCAGGUGAGGACGCUGACGUCCCUCCCGGGAGAUUAAAUGACACAGAAGUGGCAAAAAGUGGAUUCGAACCCGAAGUUGUGGCAUCCCAAAGUCACGUGCUCUUUCCUCGGCUGCCUUCCGCUUAUGCCUCCAGGCGGGAAGCGCACUAACUGGUCGUUGGGCCUCACGCGGCGCAGCGCCCGGGCCAAGCGCACCCGCGGCCCCGGCACGCACAGGGCUCCACGCUUGGGGAGUGCGCGCGCACGCAGCGGCACGGGCUCGGCAGCGGCGGCGGCGACGACGUCACAGUCCGAGUUUUCCUUUUCGGGAGUCCCCGGCAAACAUCCUGUGUCCAUGUUUGGGCAUUUACGUCACGACGGCAGGGCCGGGGCCUCCCGAAAUGGCAGUGGCCCGGGGAGUCGGAAGCCCGGAGCCAGCGCCGCCGCUGCUAUAUAAGUGGGGGGGCCAAGCAUUGGGGGAGGCCGGCUGCGCUUUGGAGGAGCUGCCGCCCGAGGCUGGUCUCAGCUAGCAAGGGCUCCUCGGCCUGGCAACCACUUUCCCAGAGGUGAGCCCCUGGAGCCAGGAGCCCGGGUGCCCGGGUCUGCGAGGCGUGGGGCACCCCUACUGCCGGCCUCCACGCCACCCGCGCUCCCUCAAGCCCAGCGGGCGAGGCCCCGGCGCCCCGCAGUCGCCGCCGCGCCAUGCUCCACCUUAGCGAGUUUUCCGGCCCCGACGCGCACCUAGCCAAGUCCACCGAGGACUGCUGCGCCGAACCCUGCACCGAAUUGUCCCGGCUGUCGGCCAGGGACGCGCCAGCGACCGCCGGCUACUCCGGAGCAGGCGACUUCUUGAGCUGGGCUUUGAGCAGCUGCGGCGCCGGGGGGGAUUUAGCUGAUUCCUGCUUCCUGGAGGGGCCUGCACCCACACCCUCUCCCGGCCUCAGCUACAGCGGUAGCUUCUUCAUCCAGGCAGUGCCCGAACACCCGCACGACCCGGAGGCUCUCUUCAAUCUCAUGUCAGGCAUCCUAGGUCUGGCAUCUUUCCCCGGCCCGGAGGCGGCAGCAACCCGCUCUCCCAUGGACGCCUCUUUUCCCGCAGGCCCCGACAUCUUGUUGCCGGGUCCGCCGGACCUUUACUCCCCGGAUCUGGGCUCUGCCACCUUCCCAGAGGCGCUCUGGGAGGUCUCGUCCUCAGCGGGCACCCCUUCGCAGUGCUUGUAUGAGCCUCAGCUCUCCCCGCCCGACGUCAAGCCAGGCCUCCGCGCCCCUCCGGCCUCACCAGCUCUGGACACUGCCUCGGCCUUCAAAGGUCCUUACGCUCCCUGGGAGCUGCUCUCAGGGAGCUGUGGGUCACAGGGAGUUUACCAGGGCGCGCCCGAGGCCCGUUUCCCUCCGAUGGGAACCAAGAUUGAAGACCUGCUGUCCAUCAGCUGCCCCGCGGAGCUGCCGGCCGGUCCGGCCAACAGACUUUACAACACGGGGGUCUACGACGCUUUCCCGCUGACCCCGGGUGACUUAGGGGAGGGAACCGAGAGCCUCCCGGAGCUCCUGACCCCUCCUAGUGGGGAAGGGGGGAGUACCGGCGACAGUGGAGAGUUUCUGGCCAGCACGCAGCCUCAGCCGUCUCCGCUGAGCCUCCACAGCGCCACGGCGGACUUCUCGAAACCCCUGGUGGCAGACGUCUCUGGAAGCAGCGGCGUACCUGAGCCUCCUGGGCCACCGCCGCAGGCUCCAUUUCCCCCUGCCAAGGCGCGGCGCAAGGGGCGCAGGGGCGGCAAGUGCAGCGCGCGCUGCUUCUGCCCGCGGCCGCAUGUCAAGGCUUUUGCUUGCCCUGUGGAGAGCUGUGUGCGCAGCUUUGCGCGCUCCGACGAGCUCAACCGCCACCUGCGCAUACACACGGGCCACAAGCCUUUCCAGUGCCGCAUCUGCCUCCGCAACUUCAGCCGCAGCGACCACCUUACCACACACGUGCGCACUCAUACAGGCGAGAAGCCUUUUGCCUGCGACGUGUGCGGCCGCCGCUUCGCGCGCAGCGAUGAGAAGAAACGGCACAGCAAGGUGCACCUCAAGCAGAAGGCGCGCGCCGAGGAGCGGCUCAAAGGCCUUGGCUUUUACUCAUUGGGCCUCUCCUUCGCCGCCCUAUGAGGGGAGAAAUGGGUUUGUAAAUUGGGGCGUAGCCGUCCGGCGCGCACAAAAGGACCUGGCCUGACCCCACCCCUCCCCACUCCUCUUCCCGUCACGCCGGGGGCCGGCUUGGUCCAGCUUCCAGUUCCCGGGAAGCGCCCACUGCACACGCCCUUCAGCACCAGCUCCGUGGACAGCUCCCAGGGCCCAGGCGCUGUGUCCCGCGUUAGCUGCGCUUUGGGAAAAUCCCUCUCAGGUCACCCACUGAGUAGGCAUUUCCUUGGGACUUAAGACAGUCUUUUGUACUUGGCUUGACGCACGCCCCACGGCCUCCCCUAACCCCACCCCACCCCCAGAGACAGGCUGGGGCAGCGCAGAGCCGGUCUCGCGCGGGAUUUUGUACAGCAAUGUCGUUUCCAGCAGCCAUUGGAUGUAACGUUUUGCUUUGGGGUUAUUUCCUUUUUGUUGUUAAUUUUGUAAAGCAGACGCUACUCUCAAGCAGUUGACAAAACUGUUUAUUUUUGCAAUUAAAAGUAUCGUGCUAAAAGCUUACUAAUUUGCCA
Manis javanica (Malayan pangolin) is the source of this 3667-nucleotide messenger RNA. RefSeq names its product early growth response 4 (gene EGR4). Gene Ontology annotation, biological process: regulation of transcription by RNA polymerase II. The record is from RefSeq and is a predicted model, not a curated record. Gene Ontology annotation, molecular function: RNA polymerase II cis-regulatory region sequence-specific DNA binding; DNA-binding transcription factor activity, RNA polymerase II-specific. Lineage: Eukaryota; Metazoa; Chordata; Mammalia; Pholidota; Manidae.